AUGCUAAGGUCGUGUGUUUACCCUGCGCGCCCUUCUUCCUUUCCUUUUCACUUACCCCUAUUUGAUGAUUGUGGAUUUUUCUUUCCAAUGAUUCAGAUCUAA
Molecule: messenger RNA, 102 nt
Organism: Trypanosoma brucei brucei TREU927
Lineage: Eukaryota; Euglenozoa; Kinetoplastea; Trypanosomatida; Trypanosomatidae
Exons: 1
Coding region: 1-102 (33 amino acids)
Source: RefSeq, a predicted model, not a curated record